UGAGACAUGAGUACCUGCUCCUUGUUUAUCAUUUAAAAACAAAAUUUACCAUAAUGGAAAUGAAGGACAUCGUUAUAAGAGAACUCCGACAUGACGACACUAGGGAGGCUGUCGAGCUGAUUCUGUCCGGACUAUUCCAAGAGACGCUGACUCUGCGUAACGCCUUUGGUCUGAUGUUGAACGCAGAGAGCUGUCUUUCGAUGACCGCCCUUUCCGCCAUCUUGUACACGCUGUCGCAUUCCCCUGGUCUUUCCGUUAUUUUGCCUCCGCUGCUCUCAUUUCUGGUUUCCUUUGUAUAUCUGUGGUGUGACUACCGACAGUGUGUACUGGAUUCCCGGUCGGAGCUACAGGACCUACACGGAUGGUACACUCACAAGCCGGACAGGAAAUUCUGGGUUGCAGUCUACCGGGAAAAGGUGAUCGGAACGGUUGCUCUACAGAUGACAUCGGAGACGACAGCCGAGUUACAGAAAAUGAGGGUGCAUCUCAAGUGCAGGCGGCGAGGAGUAGGGACGCGGAUGGUGGAGCAUGUUGAAGACUAUUGUAGGUCUGUGGGCAUCAGGGAGGUCUUUAUGAUUGCGGACGACUUCGGACAUGGCGCGUAUCUGUACCAGAGAUGUGGUUACGUGAUCACAGUAGAGUUUCUCCGAAGGAUUGUACCCCUGCCAGGAGCUUUCUUUACAGUACGGAAGCUGUCCAAGAAACUGUGGGGAGAUUGUUGAUUUUGAUCAACGUUAAUGCCAGGAAAUGUCGCAAUCUUAAUCUUUUACAAAUGUGGUACUUCGAACAUAAUGUAAAAUCAUCUUAUAUC
Molecule: messenger RNA, 811 nt
Organism: Branchiostoma floridae (Florida lancelet)
Lineage: Eukaryota; Metazoa; Chordata; Leptocardii; Amphioxiformes; Branchiostomatidae
Product: putative N-acetyltransferase 8B
Exons: 2
Coding region: 54-722 (222 amino acids)
Molecular function (GO): N-acetyltransferase activity
Source: RefSeq, a predicted model, not a curated record